ACUCAAAAUUACACAAACUUCCACCCCCAAUCCCACCCCGACGCCGAUCUCUUCCACGCCCGCGCACUUUCUCUCUCCUCUCCCAUCUCUCUAACAAGAUGGAACCCGGCGACGGAGAACAACAAGAGAAGCAUGACGACGAGCGAAGACACGAUGACGAGGAAGCCAUUGCCCGGCUUGAGGAAUUUAAGAAAUCCAUUGAAGCGAAAAUGGCGUUGCGUCAAAGUAAUUUGAAUCCCGAGAGGCCUGACACAGGCUUUCUCAGGACACUUGACUCUAGCAUCAAGCGCAAUACAGCAGUCAUUAAAAAAUUAAAGCAAAUCAAUGAGGAGCAGCGAGAAGGUCUAAUGGAUGAAUUGCGUGGUGUAAAUUUAAGCAAAUUUGUUAGUGAAGCCGUGGCUGCGAUUUGUGAUGCUAAGCUUAAAGCAGCUGAUAUACAAUCUGCUGUACAGAUUUGUUCUUUGCUCCAUCAGAGGUACAAAGAAUUUGCUCCUAGUCUUGUUCAAGGUCUCUUAAAAGUUUUUGUACUGGGAAAAUCCGUGGAGGAUCUCGACGCAGACAAAAAUUCAAGAGCCAUGAAGAAGCGGAGUACCUUGAAGCUUCUCUUGGAGCUUUACUUUGUUGGGGUUAUAGAAGAUACUGGUAUAUUUGUGAACAUCAUUAAGGAUCUUACUAGCCCAGAGCAUUUGAAGGAUCGUGAUGCAACACAGACAAAUUUGUCCCUUCUUGCUAGUUUUGCUCGUCAAGGAAGGUUUCUUCUUGGAUUUCCAUUAACAGAACAAGAUAUUCUUGAAGAGUUUCUUAAGAGACUUAAUAUUACGGCAGAUCAGAAAAAAAUCUUCCGGAAGGCUUUCCAGACUUACUAUGAUGCUGCUGUGGAACUUCUUCUAUCUGAGCAUGCUUCACUUCGCCAAAUGGAGCAUGAUAAUGCAAAGAUUUUGAAUGCCAAAGGUGAAUUGAGUGAGGAAAAUGCCACAUCAUAUGAAAAGCUGCGGAAAUCGUAUGACCUUCUAAGUCGUGGCGUCUCAUCUUUAGCAGAAGCACUUGAUAUGCAACCUCCUGUGAUGCCAGAGGAUAGUCAUACGACUAGAGUCACAUCAGGGGAGGAUGUUUCAUCUCCUGUUGCCAGCAAAGAUUCUCCCACUCUCGAAGCCCUGUGGGAUGAUGAUGAUACUAGAGCCUUCUACAAGUGCCUUCCAGAUCUUAGAGCAUUUGUUCCUGCGGUUUUGCUUGGAGAGGUUGAAUCGAAGCCGAAUGAACAAUCUUCAAAGACCCAGGAUCUGCCAGCUGAUACGACUCCCGAGUCAGAUAAAGGUCAAGUUGUUAUCCAAGAAAAUCCUGAGGUUUCUGCUGAUUCUACUAUUGUACAAGAGGAUAAAGAGGGCAAAGAUAAUGAUAAAGAAGAAAAGGACAAGGAGAAAGCCAAAGACUCUGACAAAGAUAAGGGUAAGGAGGAUGCUGGAAGAGGAGAAAUCGAAAAGGAUAAAACCAAAGGUCUUGAUGGAACUAAUCUUGAAGCUUUACUGCAUAGGCUUCCAAGCUGUGUUAGCCGUGAUCUGAUUGACCAGCUCACAGUUGAGUUUUGCUAUCUUAACUCAAAGUCCACUAGGAAAAAGCUUGUGAGGGUAUUGUUCAAUGUGCCAAGAACAUCUCUUGAGCUGUUGGCGUACUACUCACGGAUGGUUGCUACACUGUCUACGUGUAUGAGAGAUGUAGCAUCCAUGCUCUUACAGUUGUUGGAGGAAGAGUUCAAUACUUUAAUUAAUAAGAAGGAUCAAAUGAAUAUUGAAACAAAAAUCAGGAAUAUACGAUUUAUUGGAGAACUUUGCAAGUUUAAAAUUGCUCCUGCCAGCUUAGUUUUUACCUGUCUAAAGGCUUGUUUAGAUGAUUUCACACACCAUAAUAUAGAUGUCGCUUGCAAUCUACUUGAGACGUGUGGCCGCUUUCUCUACCGGUCCCCUGAGACCACUGUUCGCAUGUCAAACAUGCUAGAGAUACUGAUGCGCUUGAAAAAUGUUAAGAAUUUGGAUCCCCGUCAAAGCACAUUGGUGGAAAAUGCUUAUUACUUGUGUAAACCACCAGAAAGAUCUGCACGAGUCUCCAAAGUUCGUCCUCCUUUACAUCAGUAUAUUAGGAAACUACUUUUCUCAGAUCUUGAUAAGUCCUCCAUCGAGCAUGUUCUAAGACAAUUGCGCAAGCUACCUUGGAGUGAAUGUGAGGACUAUCUUUUGAAGUGUUUUCUGAAGGUUCACAAAGGGAAAUAUGGUCAGAUUCAUUUGAUUGCAUCACUUACUGCUGGUCUGAGUCGCUAUCAUGAUGACUUUGCAGUUGCUGUUGUUGAUGAGGUUUUGGAGGAAAUUAGAGUGGGUUUAGAGUUAAAUGAAUAUGGAAUGGAGCAACAACGGAUUGCAUACAUGCGUUUCUUGGGGGAACUGUAUAACUACGAACUUGUUGAUUCAUCUGUCAUUUUUGAUACGCUCUAUCUAAUUCUUUCUUUUGGACAUGGGACGACAGAGCAAGAUACAUUGGAUCCUCCAGAGGACUGUUUUCGUAUGAGAAUGGUCAUCAUACUUCUUGAGACAUGUGGGCAUUAUUUUGAUAGAGGUUCAUCAAAAAGGAAGCUUGAUCAGUUCUUGAUACACUUCCAGAGGUAUAUUCUGAGCAAAUGUGUCCUUCCCCUGGAUGUUGAAUUUGAUCUGCAGGAUUUAUUUGUUGACUUGAGGCCAAAGAUGAUCCGUUAUUCAUCAUUUGAGGAGGUUAAUGUUGCUCUAUCUGAUCUUGAAGAACUUGAACGUAGAGUUUCAGAGAAAGCUCAUAAUGAAAAGUACUCGGACUCGGAAAAAACUCCGCGGAGGACGAGUUCUGGCACUCUAUCUGUCAAUGGACAAAGUACUGGUAAUGGCACUGAGGAAAAUGGUGAAGUGCACGAAGAUGAUGCUGGGGAGACGGAUAGUGACUCUGGAAGUGGCACCACUGAGAACAUUGGUCGCGAUGAUGAAGAAACUGACCAAGAUGAGGUUGGUGAAAGUGAAGAUGAAUAUGAUGAUGGACGGGAUCCUGCUUCAGAUGAAGAUGAUAAGGUUCGUGUAAGGCAGAAGGUAGCCAAGGUAGACCCACAGGAGGUGGCUGAUUUUGACCGGGAACUGAGAGCUCUAAUGCAGGAAAGUUUGGAUUCAAGAAAGCUAGAGUUGCGCUCACGGCCAACAAUAAAUAUGAUGAUUCCCAUGAAUUUGUUCGAGGGCUCGGUCAAGGAACACCAUGGAAGAGGAACUGAAGGUGAAAGUGGUGAUGAGAUAACAUAUGAUGGGAUUGGUGGAAGCAAGGAAGUCCAGGUGAAGGUGCUUGUGAAGCGUGGUAACAAGCAACAGACAAAGCAGAUGUAUAUCCCCCGCGAUUGCUCUCUUGUGCAGAGCACAAAGCAAAAGGAAGCAGCCGAGCUAGAAGAGAAACAAGACAUAAAGCGUCUUGUCCUAGAAUACAACGAUAGAGAAGAGGAAGAACUGAACGGAGGUAUGCAGCCACUAAACUCAUCUCACAGUGGAGGUAGAGUGUCAAACAGGGGCCAUUCAUGGGAUGGACAGCAUAGGUCUGGAGGGCCACGCUAUCGGCAGCAUAUUUACCAUUCUGGUGCCGGCGUUUACUAUGGAAGGAGAAGAUAGUUUCUUUCACAAUCAUUGCAAAAGAGCACGAGUUGCCCGAGCAAUGGGAUGAAGCUGCACCAGCCAUAUUAAUCGGCCUUUACAAGUGAAAAGACUGAGAUCAUCCAAGUCAGCAUUCCAGGCCUUUAAUUGGCAGAGUUGAAAUGAUAUGUAGGCUCGUAUUGUUCAGAGGUUGAGAAAGGGUAGGUUUUGAAAGGUAAUAUAAGAUCAAUGGUGUUUGGCAGUUGCAUCGAGAUAUCUUUAACUGGGUUUGUUUUGAGAAACAUGUAGCUUGUAAAAAAAAAUUUAACCUAAAUUGCACUGUCGAAAUUGUUUGCGUGCAUAUAUGUAUAUGUGUCUCAGUCUGACAUUUAGAAAAUCAGUUCUCUUUGGGGUGUUUACUUUGUGUAUAUAUUUGAGUACAGUAUAUGAAAGAUAACGCUCAAAAUUGUUCGAA
Salvia splendens (bonfire salvia) is the source of this 4095-nucleotide messenger RNA. Its product is annotated as regulator of nonsense transcripts UPF2. The transcript has 17 exons. Lineage: Eukaryota; Viridiplantae; Streptophyta; Magnoliopsida; Lamiales; Lamiaceae. Gene Ontology annotation, biological process: nuclear-transcribed mRNA catabolic process, nonsense-mediated decay. The record is from RefSeq and is a predicted model, not a curated record. Gene Ontology annotation, molecular function: protein binding; RNA binding. Gene Ontology annotation, cellular component: cytoplasm; exon-exon junction complex. The coding region runs from base 99 to 3659 and encodes 1186 amino acids.